Bursaphelenchus okinawaensis is the source of this 1269-nucleotide messenger RNA. NCBI's taxonomy places the organism in Eukaryota, Metazoa, Nematoda, Chromadorea, Rhabditida, Aphelenchoididae. The record is from the annotation of a GenBank genome assembly.
AUGAACCGCUCCGAAACAGCUCGCGAGGCCGCGAUAUCAGUGUUGAAGGAUUCUGGAUCAAAGGUAUGUGUUUUUAUUAUGUUUUUUGGAUUUUAGAAGCUAAUGGCAGCAAGAAAUGGCUGGAACUUCGAGAAAGUAAUGAGAUACGGAAAAUUUAUAUUGUUAUAGAUAGAUGUAGGCGAAAUUUUAAUUAAAAUGAAUUAUUUGUACUAGUUUUUGAUCCAGUUUUAUAUUCCUUAGGAAGAUUUAAGUUGUCUUAACGUUUUCAAUGUAAACUUAGGUUUUUUGGAUUUGUAAAAGUUGAGUUAUGGCCGAAAAUCAAGGGUAACCUUAAAAAUUACCUAAAAUCUCUCAUUCUGUUUUAAUUUUAGGUAAUACUGAUGUUAAAAGUACCUGGACUGAAGCGACAAAAGUCACUAAUCAAGGCAUUGAUCAGACUUUUCAAAAAACCCAAUGAUCCUUUCACAUUGUCGACCAAUGCACAGUUUGUCAACUACGCUCUAACAAAUGGAUCGUUGGACUUCUCAGUGGACGUCUACGAAAAUCAGAAGGCGUUAAAAGACAGAUCAGAAGUCAAGCAGAACUACUUUUGCAAAAUCAAUCAGUUUCCAUCGAGAAUAAACCCGGAGAGCGCCGAGUUCGAGGUAAUUUAUAUUAUUCAUGAGGAUUUGAUAGGGGUUCGGGAAAUUCGAUGUUUUCGUGGUAAACUACGUGUUUUGUUGGUGAAUGGUGUUUUAUGAUAGCAAAGAGGCUUAGCAACUUUUUUUAAUAGUUUUUGAACUGUUUUAUUGCAAUUUUUAGCAGUAUUGAGCACUUAUAUUAUUCAUGGUGCUUUUGGCAGAGGUUUUGGGAAAAUUUAAUAUUUUAGGUAACAUUAGAGUUUAAGUUAAACUUAUGCGUUAGUAAGACGAAACAGACCGUAUCCAGGGACGUCGCUACGGUGUUUUUCUCUGGGGGGUGGAGACCCAAAAAAUUUUCACAGGUAGGUCCACAGUACCUGUGGACCGAUUUUUCGAAACAAAAUUUUUUCGUUUUUUCACGUACAGGUACCUGUGGAUUUUUUUUCGGAUCGGCUCUGGGGGGGGGGGGGGGGGGGAGUCACCCCGAAAUACGAUGUGUAAUUAAUUUUAAUUGUUCAAAUUUCAGUUGGUCGAAGGAGCUUCAGGCGAUUGCUACUUUCUACUGACAGCUAUCAAAUUGGACAACCUCAACACGAAUUGGAAGGAGUACCAAGCAACAAAUGGAACUUUGGACAUCGCAGAAGUAUAA